UUUCUUCCACCACAUCAAUAUCCCUCAUUUCUCACUCCGGAGAAAGCAUCGGAUUUUCCUUUUUCUUCAAACUGUGGCAUCGAGCCCUGAUUAGAACUCCGGAAAUGCUAGUUCCGCUUGCCAGAGGAGUGGGUUGGGGCAAAGUUUAGCAUUCGUUUCAAUAACAACAUUGAUAAUUAUAAAAGGGCCUUGCUCCAGAUGAAAGAACAGUGUUUGAAAUGGAAUGAAAGGGCAGAGAGUUUUGUUUUUCAAUAAGUUCCACUAACGAUCACCGAAAUGUCAGCGGCUACAACCACUACCAUAACAGAACAACUAUCUAAUCCAGAAAGGGAGACCGUCAAAAUUGUCAAUGACGCUCCUAUUGAUGAACAAAUUGAGGAAUUGAUCCGGAAUAACAACCAGAUUAACAUCACUAGAACUAGGCACAAAAAGAUUGCUCUCCAGCCUGGCAUAGAUAAGUCAGGGCUAGCAAUUUUGCCAGAAAGCACAAGAAAAAGAUUAGAGGACGAUGAUAUUGACAUUGCAAAGGGGUAUCCAGAGGUACCAGAAAGAAACAAGAUUCCUAUUUUUGUUGACCAGGCACAUGCUAUUAGAGACUACGAUGUCCCAUUCGUUGACAGGGGCAAGGGAGCAGAUCCAGAGAAAAAGGCCUUGUUUGGUGCAGCCAAGGAGGUUAUCAAUUUGACCAAGAACGUCGGUACCGAAAUUGUUGGCUUACAGCUGGAGGAUUUGACAAACCAACAAAAAGAUGAGUUGGCCUUGUUGAUUGCGGAAAGAGUUGUUGUUUUCUUCAGAGACCAAAAGCUCUCUCCAACUGCGCAGCACAAGCUUGGAGACUAUUACGGCAACAUAGAAGUCCAUGCACAAACUCCUCAGGUCCCUGGUCUACCUGGAACGACCGUGAUCUGGAACGAUUAUCAGGUUUCGCAGGGAAUGGCGUUGAACUUUAGUAACAGCAACUUGGGGAACUGGGACUCCACUAAGUAUCUUUCUGUCGGCAACCAAGGUUGGCACACAGACUUGGUUCAUGAGAGACAGCCUACAGGGUACACACACUUGCACUUGGAUGCCAUUCCAGAAGUUGGCGGCGACACCAUUUGGUCGUCUGGCUACGGAGCUUACGACAAAUUGAGCGACGAGUUUAAGAAAUUCUUAGACGGCAAGGAAGCAGUAUACGUUUCUGCACACCAGUACUUGGAUAGGGAUGAUCCAUUUGGUGGUCCGAAAAGAAUUGAAAGAGUCCACCCGCUUGUCAGAACUCAUCCCGCUACCGGUUGGAAGUUCUUGUAUGUCAACAGAGGCAUGACAAAGAGAAUUCUUGGUGUGUCGCCUGUCGAAAGCGAUUUGAUCCUCAACUAUUUGUUUGACGUGUACGAGAAGAAUGCAGAUCUCCAGGUGAGAUUCAAGUGGACUAACACCAAGCAAGGCUACGGUACUUCUGCCAUUUGGGACAACAGAGUCUCCCAACAUAGAAACGUCUGGGAUCACGAGGGGGCGGAGCCUAGACACGGCACCAGAGUUACUUCAUUAGCAGAGAAACCAUUUUUUGAUCCGGAAUCAAAAUCUCAAAGAGAAUCCCUUGGGUUGUACCUGCACCAGUGGGAAUGAUUACUGGCAUUACUCUGUUUCCUCUCUUUGGCUUAGUUCAGUUUAACUUUAUUUUACUAUAUUUAUCUUAUUAUUGCGUAUUUAUUAAUGAAUGGUAUGGAAAAAGACACGAGAAUGAAAAAUUUAUCUGCUUUGGUUUCCAACGGUAAAGGAUUCAAACUAGGCUUAGCGGUAGCAAUACCGGAUACGUUACAUCACAUCCCUUGCCAUCUCUUUCCUCAAUAUACCGGGCCGCCACAAAUCUCAACUGGCGCUUAUCGUCUCCGAAUUUCCCAUUCAAGUUUUUUUAUCCCCGCCACAACUCUUUACCGGCCUUCAAUGCAAGCUCUGCCAAUCAGCUGUGUUGCCAGUUGCUCGGUGCCUGGGGCCCUAAGAUAACAACAGUUUCUUGGUACUAUCUGACGGCAUUGAUGCCAGUGGCCACAUAAGUACCUACUGCGGCAUUUACAACGAGAC
This is a messenger RNA of Pichia membranifaciens NRRL Y-2026, 2064 nucleotides long. RefSeq lists its product as hypothetical. The record is from RefSeq and is a predicted model, not a curated record. Lineage: Eukaryota; Fungi; Ascomycota; Pichiomycetes; Pichiales; Pichiaceae. The transcript has a single exon. The coding region runs from base 277 to 1608 and encodes 443 amino acids. Gene Ontology annotation, cellular component: cytoplasm. Gene Ontology annotation, molecular function: 2-oxoglutarate-dependent dioxygenase activity.